Molecule: messenger RNA, 1339 nt
Organism: Carassius gibelio (silver crucian carp)
Lineage: Eukaryota; Metazoa; Chordata; Actinopteri; Cypriniformes; Cyprinidae
Product: E3 ubiquitin-protein ligase RNF182-like
Exons: 2
Coding region: 166-942 (258 amino acids)
Source: RefSeq, a predicted model, not a curated record
UACACCUAGAGCAGCCGUGAGAGAGAUAUGAGAACAGCUGCACUGGAUAGCACUGAAGAACGGUGGAGUACAACUUAAAUUAAAAAAGAAUCAAAAGAAAGCAAAAUAACUCAAACAACCCUGGAGGAGCCAGAGAAGGAGACUACACAGCACGAGCAUGAGGCCAUGAUGAGCUGUGCUCAGGCUGGACCGGAGGAGAGCUCUGGUAAUGCCAGUGCUAAUACUAACACCAGCCUCAACAGUACCAGCAAUGAUGAGUUGGAGUGCAAAAUCUGCUACCAGCGCUUCAAUGCACACAGCCGCAAGCCCAAGAUUCUGGACUGCUUGCAUCGCGUGUGCGCCAGAUGCCUCCAUAAGAUCCUGGACAUGGGAGAUGGCUCCACCUCCAUCAGCUGCCCUUUCUGCCGACACGAGACGCAGAUCAGUGAGUACGAAGUGGCUGGGUUGCCAGAUGACUCAAUAAUCAUGACUCGUCUGGCUAUGCGGGACAAGUCCUGGAGCUCAGACCACAGUAAGGAGGUAGUAUUGACGCCCAAGAGCCUGUCCUCCAACGACAGCCCAUCCCACGACUCCUCCAACUGCCUGGUCAUCACCAUCAUGGAGGUGCAACGGGACCAGCAGCGCUCACCCAGUCAAAAUGCCAGCUCGGAUUACUACGGCGACCACAGUGUGGAUUCAGUCUCUGUAGCAUCCAACAGCGGUGCCAUGAACCAAGACACUCUGUCCAAGUUCUGCAAUCACGUGCCGCGAGUCUUGGUGUGGCUGCUGGGCUUUUUCUAUUUUGGUUCGCUGCCACUUGGCAUCUACUUGCUGGUGAUCCAGAGAGUGACCCUGGGGAUUGUGUGCGUGAGUCUAGUGCCAUCCAGUCUGACAGUCUGUCUAGUCUACGGCUUCUGCCAGUGUCUGUGCAAGGGCAUGUGCGACUGCUCCAACAGGGGUUGACUGGUACAAAACAGGCCAGAGAAAAUCAUAGGCUACAUCAUCUCACUAUACAGAGAGGAGAUAAAAAAUAAGCUCUAGGCAUCUGAAUAUCCUCGCUGCAAAUCAAAUGCAAUUUGUACCAUUUUGCUAUGAAGGGAUGUGUACAAGCAGCUGCGAUAAGAGUAUGAGUCAAGCAUUAAAGAGGAAGGUCAGUCUGGAGGAAAACUGAUUGGCUUAAUACAGUUUCUGCACAUACCCAUCAAGCUCAUUCUGAAGGAAAAAAGCUGAACUUUUGAAACGUUCUCCGUGCAGAGCAGAUGAUGAUGCACAAGUGGGUGUUUAUCAAAGUCAGGCAGAGCGGAUGUGCCAUAUAGAAUAACGUUUUAUCGUGGUUGAUUUUCAUCCCUGGGAAAGAAAC